Mycena citricolor is the source of this 11782-nucleotide messenger RNA. The record is from the annotation of a GenBank genome assembly. NCBI's taxonomy places the organism in Eukaryota, Fungi, Basidiomycota, Agaricomycetes, Agaricales, Mycenaceae.
CAAUGACUCGUCCUUGAAAUCGGCACAUCUGGCUCCGUCUUGCCAGAGGACCCGGGUACAGGGGCUGAUGCGGGCGUAGGGUGGCAAAACCAUGCCGAGUCAGACUCAGUACCAGAUUUUUUGGAACUGGUUGGCAACAGUCAACGUAGACGCAGUCAAGGAUGAGAUUCUACUCGAACCCUGUUGUACGCUGGCUGACUCCUGCGCGAAGCUUAAUUUUCCCGUUUGUCACCGAUGGCCAUAUGACAUCUUCAGAAUAUCUUAUCUGGGUUUGCGGUGCCGCAAAGAUAGUGACUAAGAGUCAUCAUAUUAUUUAUAGUAAUACCUCGCCUACGGCGACGAAAUUCACCCCUCCCUUUCACCCUCAAAACGACCGUCUAGAGUCUAAGACGAUCGAUGCCUCUCUACCAGCUAGAGGUGGCCAGCGUCUCUGCAGGCGUCGUUGGCUUGAGCGGCAUCUUUCUCUUUUUGAACCGGCCGAAGGAGGGGAAGAUACAGUUGCCCAUUCACGCGGGCUCAUUGGCGGAGGAUGAAGUGGUUGACGCUUUCGACGUUGCAACACCGGAGGACAUCAUAGACGGAUACCCGAUUGAGGAGGAGGCAUUCUGGACGUGGAUAAAAUGGAGGAAACUCUUCCUUGCCUUACUACUUUUCGCAAUCGUUGGCUUGCAGACCGCUGGCCUUGCCUUGUCUGUCUUCCACCGUGCUGAAAGAAACCUGAUUGUCGCCUAUUCCCUCAAUGUCGCCACCGCUCUUUACGCGUUCUCUGUGGGGGCUUUCGCCGUGUCCAAGAACACGUUCGGAAGGCACGGAGAGCUCAUCUGGCAUCUCACUGCCCUCACGACCGUCCCUGCCUUCAUCCUCUCUUUCAUUGCCAUUCUGCCGGCCGAUUCUGUCAUCAUCAGUGCCGCAGGCCAGCUACAACGCAUGUGGUAUGCGUCUCUAGCACUGUACAUAGUAGCCUCCGUCGGUUACUGGACCACGGCUCUCGGCCCGGCGCUGCACUACCCGCCUUCCGCCAUCUACUCGUCGAAGACUGUUGAGGCGGUGACAAACACGGAUCAGGAGAACGUUACCGGGGUCGUUGGCGCCUCACCAUGGGACGUGCUUUUCUUUUCGUACACGACCAAAGUGGUCAUGCUCGGCAAUACAGCAGAAAGCCUGGAGAUCGGUGAUCUGCCGAUCGUGCCGGCGAACAUGCGCGCGACAUCCAACUUCGCUGUCAUGCGCGAGGCCACGAGAAAGAUCAAACUGCGUGUGUUCUCGUGGAAGCCUUCUCCGGGCUCUGGUGCUCUUUUGGCGUACCGGCUGCUGCGAGUGAAUGCCGCCGCUCUCACUGCCCAGGUGAUACUUGCCUCGACUGCCGCUGGUCUGUUCUACGCCCCCGCCUAUUUCAUGCGCAUGCUGCUGGCCUACUUGGAAAGCGAUCCGGAACGGAAAGACACGUCCUGGGGCUGGGUCUGGAUCUUCGCUCUGUUCAGCUCCAAUGUGAUCUCAUAUCUACUGACGGGUCAGCUCUGGUCGCUUUCGACAACAACUCUCCAAGUUCGCAUCCGCACACAGCUCAACACCAUCUUGUUCGCCAAGACCCUAGUCCGCAAAGAUGUCGCGUCGUCUGCGGUCUCGGCCGACAAGGAUAAGAAGGACGGCGAAACCGACGAAAAGGAAAAAUCCGAAGACGAUUUUUCGUCCAAGGCGCAGAUCAUGACGCUUAUGACCGCGGACGUGGACCGGGUGUCUGAAUUUGCCUGGCAUUUGUUCACUCUCGUGGACUCCCCGAUUGAGAUCGUUGUCGGCUCCCUCUUCCUGUACAACCUCCUCGGCAUCUCCUGUCUUUUCGGUCUUGCGGUGACAUGCCUCUUCCUUCCUCUGAACCAUUUCGCCGGCAAGAUCGUGGUCAGUGCCCAGGAUAACCUGAUGAAGACACGUGACGAGCGUGUGGCUCUGAUGAACGAAAUCCUCGGUGCUAUUCGUAUGCUCAAGUUCAUGGCAUGGGAGCGCAGUUUCGAAAAGCGAGUGCUCAAAGUCCGCGAGAAAGAGCUCAAGUUCCAGAAACUCAACUACACCAUCGAGGUUCUCUGGAACGCCAUCUGGAACGGCUCGCCCAUGCUCGUAACCUUGGUCUCUUUCUGGCACUAUGCUGUUGUUCGCAAAGAGAUUCUCACCCCGUCGACUGCAUUCACUUCUAUCAUUCUAGUCUUCAACGAGAUGAAAUUUGCGCUGAACGCUCUCCCCGAGACACUGAUCAACUUGCUGCAAUCUAUCGUCUCCCUGCGUCGUAUCGAAAAGUACCUGGGCACUGCAGAGGUCUCACCAGUAGCUCCCCUCAGCCAGCAGUCGCAGACUAUUGCAUUCCAGUCGUGCACUGUGACAUGGCCCCAAGGUCGCCCAACGGCCAGCACCAGCUCGACUGCGGUUCCAUCCGCCGCCCCCUCUGUUGCUUCGACACCGCGCGUCAAGUUUGUGCUUGUUGACCUGAAUCUGCGAUUCCCGCCAGGUGAACUGUCCCUGGUCUGUGGCAAGCUAGGGUCCGGAAAGUCACUGCUUCUGCUGGCUUUGUUGGGCGAGGCCGAUGUGCUCUCUGGCCAGACGCUGUGCCCUCGAUCGCCGCCCAACUCUUUGGCUGCGUUCGCUGAUUUCGACCAGAAAGAGGAGUGGAUCGUGCCUGGGAUGUCGGCUUAUGUUCCUCAAACAUCGUGGCUACGGAAUGCAUCCAUCAAAGACAACAUUCUCUUCAGCUUACCGUACAACGAGGCGCGCUACAGGGCAACCUUGGAGGCCUGCGCUUUGGUCAGCGAUCUCGAGAUUCUUGAGGACGGGGACGAUGCCGAGAUUGGAGAGCGUGGAGUGAACUUGUCUGGCGGUCAGAAAGCACGAGUCUCCCUUGCCCGUGCUGUCUACUCUCGGGCUUCGAUCCUUCUUCUGGACGACGUGCUCUCCGCUGUUGAUGCUCACACCGCCCACCAUCUUUACCACAACUGUCUCCGCGGCGAGCUGAUGGCUGGGCGCACGGUCAUUCUCGUGUCGCACCAUGUGCAGCUGACAAUCUCGCACGCAUCGUAUAUCGUCGCCCUGGACAACGGCAAGGUGCUGUUCCAGGGUACUCGCGAUGCGUUCCAGAGCUCGGGUGUCAUGAGUGGGCUCGUGCAGUCGACGACGGCAAACGAGGAGGAACAGACCGAAACCGCGCUCGAGGUCGUCCAAACUGACGGUUCCGUGGACUCUGAAUCGACCGCUGCGGCGUCACCGACGCCCAAGCCCAAGGAGAAGAAUGCACCGCGGAAGCUCAUCGAGGAGGAGAAACGCGCCGUCGGCCGUGUUGCCCUCUCUGUUUGGUCGACGUACAUCAAGGCCUGUGGUGGUUACUGGUACUGGAUCAUAUUCGCCAUCGUCUUUGCCGUUGCAGCCCUGGGUCCGGUUCUGGAGAACGGUUGGAUCGGAUACUGGUCGCGGGGUGACACGUCCAAGAGCGCGGUGUACUACAUCGGUGUCUACGCUAUCCUGACUACCCUCGGUCUCUUUCUCAGCACACUGCGGUGGUUUGUUCUCUACACGGGUUCGAUCCAUGCUUCACAUGUCUUGUACAAGCAACUGCUCGAGGGCGUGCUCUUCGCCAAAAUCCGAUUCCACGACACCGUUUCUCGCGGUCGGGUGCUCAAUCGAUUUGGCAAAGACUUCGAAGGCAUUGACAGCAGUUUGUCUGACCAUUUUGGGCGCUCGACGAUGUACUUCAUCUCAUCAAUCACGACGAUUGUCACUAUCAGCUUCGUCGGAGGGGUUCCGUUCAUUGUCGCGACCAUCCUCACCGGCAUCUUCUAUUACAAUGUGGCCAAAGUCUAUGGCCAGACUUCGCGGGACAUGCGCCGGCUGGACUCUGUGACUCGUUCGCCGUUGUACUCGAUGUACUCCGAGACCAUUGCUGGAGUCACGAUUCUGCGAUCUUUCGGUGCUUCGUCCAAAUUCUUGCGUGACAUGCUGCGAUACGUUGACACGAACUCGAACCCGUACUACUGGCUGUGGGGAGUGAACCGCUGGCUGUCGAUUCGGUUCAACAUCCUGUCAAGUGUGAUCAUGGCUGCCAUUGCGCUCGUUGCUGUCCUGAAUCACAACAUCUCUGCCGCGCUCGCUGGAUUUGCGCUAGCGUUUGCGAACACAAUCACCAACGAUUUGUUGUUCCUCGUCCGUCGCUUCGUCGGACUGGAGCAGGCGAUGGUGGCCCUCGAGCGUGUCAACGAGUAUUCCGAGCUGGAGAGGGAAGCUCCCGAGUUCGUCGAGCCGAGGCCUCCUGCGGCCUGGCCGUCCGAAGGCAAGAUCGAAUGCCACGAUCUUGUUAUCAGAUAUGCGCCUGAACUUCCACCGGUGUUGCACAACAUCAGCUUCGAGAUCAAGCCCGGCGAGAAGGUCGGCAUCCUGGGACGUACGGGAUCGGGCAAGAGUACCUUGGCCCUAUCUCUCUUCCGCUUCGUCGAGCCGACUGAAGGCCGCAUGCUCGUUGACGGAUUGGAUAUCUCUCAGAUCGGGUUGACGGAUCUGCGCAGCAAAUUGACCAUCAUCCCCCAGGACCCGACCAUCCUUAGUGGCACGUUGCGGUCGACGCUGGAUGUGUUCGAGGAAUACGAGGACGCGGACAUCUUCGAAUCUCUCCGUCGCGUGCAUCUCAUUCCGUCAGAAGACACGCCCGAUGAAGAAACGGGUGUCGUCAAUGCCAACAUGUUCCGCAAUCUGGAUUCGACGGUCUCCGAGGGUGGCGAGAACUUCUCCACUGGUGAAAAGCAGCUGCUCUGUAUGGCACGGGCCAUCUUGAAACGAUCAAAAGUGUUAGUCAUGGACGAGGCGACUGCCAGUGUCGACUACGCCACCGACGAACUCAUCGGUCAGACGAUCAGGCAACAAUUCGCGGACAGCACCAUCCUUACUAUCGCCCACCGACUGAGGACGGUGAUUGACUACGAUCGGAUUAUGUUGCUCGACCAAGGCCGCAUCGCCGAAUUCGACAAGCCCAGCGUCCUCCUGCGCGACCACAGCUCCAAAUUCUAUUCGCUCUGCAAGGCGACGGGCAAGGACGAGUUCUCUACCCUCAGGAAAAUGGCAGGUGUUUGAUGAAUCCAAUCAAAAUGACAACUACAAAGUACUAUAUCAUGAUCGUUUGUCUAGACCUAUUUUCUGUACACAUCGCGCGCAUGCAAUGCACUCAUACGAAAUGAAUGCAGGCUUCCGUUGAUCGUUCGCCCGGGUGUCGCGGGGGUAACUGUUGUAGUUUGAACUGAACGUUUCUCGGCUUUCUCCGCCAUCCUUGAUCGGCUGUGGAUUGCGAUCGCUCCAGCUCCAAUCGCAACGACGAUGCCAUGGAUUCCUCCUUUGCUCAUCCCGUCACGAUGUACUUACUGACAUAAUAUUAUCGAGAACGGUACCCACCUCCGGCGACAGCGGCCGAUCGGAAGUUUCCAACACCGAGGUUUAGCAUCACAUGUCACCUGCUUGGCGCACCCGCGUUCGACUUUCUCUGCUUGGUGGUUGGAAGCUAAUUCGAGCACUGUCAUCCAACGCCACCCGCUCGGCCAUUUCCUUUGAUGCCCGAGGAGCAUGUACACGAAAUCUGAUCGCUCAGACCCGCGUGGUUGAUAUCAUGAUCGCGGGGUCGAGGUAUGUACGAGCAGGGGAAGCACCUGCCCUGCAAUCCCCUCUCUAUCUUUCCCUCCUGCAAACAUGACGCAGCCGCCUCUGGACGCGUCUCUCAACCUCAGCCAGAUACUCGAUCUCCACGUCGAGCCCCCGCGGCUCACCACGGCAUACGCGCUCGCCGAUGGGAAAGGCGGGAUCACGAGCGUCAGCCACUACGAGUUCGUGCGCGCGGCGCAUCGAGCUGCGCACAUACUUCGCCCUGGGCGUGAAGGGCAGCAGGAUGGUCAGGUCGUCGCGAUCAUCGCGAACGCCGACGUCCUGAUAUAUCAGACGCUGGUCGCGGGGUGCAUUAAGGCAGGACUCGUCCCCUUCCCAAUCUCGCCUCGCAACUCCCCUGCCGCGAUCGUGCACCUGCUGAAGUGCACCGACUCGCACCGACUGCUGACGACGCGCCAGACAUUGGGCCAACUCGCAGACGGUCUAACGACUUCGCUCAACCAGGAAACUCCAGUAUAUGAGCUUUCAGUUGAGGAGAUUCCUCUGCUCGGACAGUUGUAUCCGCAUUUGGGCGCUGAAGGCCCUGGUGACGACCCGUCGCCGCUCUAUCCUUCCCCGAAGAAACCGGUUUCUGUCGACGAUGUGGCGCUGUACCUUCAUUCGAGUGGGAGCACUGGAUUCCCCAAAGCCAUUCCCGAGAGUCACCGAACUCUGAUCUACUUUGCCGGGAUAGAAUGCCUGUCUGAAGUCGUGGAAGUCUCGCCCCGCUUCGCCUCCGGCGCAGUGCCCGCGUUUCACACCAUCGGAAUCAUGACGCAGCUGAUCCAGCCGAUACUGAACUGUGGCACGGUAUGCUUGUAUGCGCUGGCGUCGACGGCGACCGAAUACCGGGCCCCGCCCGCACUGACGCCGCAGAACGCGCUGGACCACGCGAUCCUGACGAACGCGGACGGCAUCAUGGCUGUCCCCGCCGUCCUCCUCAUGUGGCAGUCGCCCGCGCACCUAGCGUAUCUCAAGACAUUGAAGCUUGUGUGCUACUCGGGCGGCCCGCUUGUGACGCCCAUUGGAAACGCGAUGGCCAGUCUCGGGAUCAACAUCGUUUCCGUUUACGGUGGCACGGAAUUUGGUGCUGCGACAAAGAUCAAGCGUGUCGUAGGUGACCUGAGCGAGUGGGACUGGCUUGAGUUCAGCGAUCGCGUCGACAUCCGCUGGGCUCCGCAGGGGGACAACGUCUUCGAGUGCCAGUUUCUCAGUUGCGCCACACAUCAAGGUGCCAUUGAGAACCUGCCCGACGUCAAGGGCUACGCAACCAAGGAUUUGUAUGAAAAGCAUCCGUCAAAGAACUUGUACAAGCUGAUUGGUCGUUUGGAUGAUGUCAUUACUAUGGCCAACGGAGAAAAGACAGUGCCGGGUCCAAUGGAGGACGUGAUGAUCGCGGAUCCGAAUAUAACCGGUGCUGUUAUGUUCGGACGCGAGCGGAAUCAAGUGGGAGUGCUUAUUGAGCCUGCUCCUCAGCACAAGAUAGAUCCGCGGGAUGAAACACAGCUAGCAGAGUUCAGAAAUCUCAUCUGGGACACGAUCCAAGAGGCAAAUGAGAACGCCCCUGCCUUCGCACGUUUGUACAAGGAGAUGGUCUUGGUCACUUAUCCCGAUAAGCCUCUUGUCCGCGCUCCGAAGGGGACGAUCAUCAAGAAAGCCGCGCUGGCAGUGUAUGAACAAGAGAUCGACACAUUAUAUGACACGGUCGAGAACAGCACCACGAUCGUUGAUCCUCCCGCCUCUUGGACACCUGGCGACGUCGAAAAAUGGCUUUUGAAGCAGGCGGGAACUUUAACGGACAAGGAAAUCCUACCUGGGAAAGACAUAUUCGACCAAGGCUUUGACAGUCUCAACGCCACAUUUUUGCGCCACCGCAUCGUCGGUUCCCUGAAGGCGUCGGCAGAGCCAGGCGUCAAGGCAGCAGCAUCGAGUGUGACGCAAGAUUUCGUUUAUGCGUACCCGACGAUUGAAGCUUUGGCCAACGCUGUCUUGACCCUCGUGGCUGGCAGUGCAGUGACGUCGUCAUCGACUACGAAAGCUGAUAUCGAGGCUGUAAUCCAGCGGCACACCGAGAGGUUUUCGGAGAUACCUGAACGAACAAAGACGGCACCAGCUGGCGGAGAUGUCUUGCUGAUCACUGGAUCUACUGGCGGUCUUGGCUCACAUAUCCUCGAGACUGCGCUGGCCAACAGCACAGUUCGUCGAGUCUUCGCGUUGAACCGGAAAGGCACAGUCUCUUCUGCAGACCGACAGAGGGCCAUGUUUGUUGACCGCGGCCUGGACGUCGAGUUUCUGCGAUCAGAGAAGCUAGUCUUCCUGGAAGGCGACGCAUCUCAGCCGUCGCUGGGUCUCUCUCAAGACGUUUUCACUCUGCUAUCUGAAGCCGUCAGCGUGAUUAUCCACUGCGCUUGGUCCCUUGACUUCAACAAAACCCUUCCUUCUUUCGAGUCUCACAUCCAAGCGACGCACAACCUUAUUGAUAUGGCUCGAGGUUCUACAAACAAGACGAACGUGCGAUUCCUGCUAACGUCGUCCGUCGCCUCUGCCCAAGGCUGGAACAAGAGCCUGGGCUCAUUCCCCGAAGAAGUCCAAUUCGAUGCCGGCGUUGCCAUCGGCGGUGGAUAUGGCGAAGGGAAAUACGUGUCCGAGCGUAUCCUGUUUGCAUCGGGACUCGAAGCUACGUCAUUCCGAAUUGGACAGGUUUGCGGAUCGGCUCGCACUGGCGCAUGGUCCGUGUCCGAUUGGGUUCCCGCCCUAGCGAAAUCGAGCAUCGCGCUUGGUGCCUUCCCGUCUAUGGCGGACACCCAGAACACGUGGAUCACCCCCGAGGCGGUUGCGAGCGCUGUGGUGCAAGUGGCGCUGGCGGAAUCGAAGCCGCCGUUUGCGAUGAACUUGGUCAGCCCACGGCCCGUCGCAUGGGAUGAAAUCAUGGGAUGCAUGGCUGAGGUGGCUGAUCGACCACUCAUUCCAUUCGCGGAAUGGGUCGUUAGAUUGGAGAAACGAGCUGCAGUGGCAUCGGCUGAGGACUUGCAGAAUAUCCCUGCUAUCAAGCUGUUCUCAUUCUUCAAGUCUGCUCAGACAUCUGUCCUGUUCUCGACUUCCAAAGCACAGGCAUCUAGCGCAACUAUCCGAUCUCUUCCCAAGCUGUCGGCAGAGGAUGUCAGGAAAUGGAUGUCCUAUUGGCGAGAGCGCAAGUUCAUAUGAUCGCCUGAUCAGCAGUACACUUAACACAUUGUAUGUAUGUAUCUUCAUGGACUUGAGCUGCCCCAUUUCUCGUCUUCGUCAUCGUCCGGGCCGCGACCCAUCCAGGUAUAUCCACCGACGUCUGCAUUCAGCAGUUCCUCUACACCUUGCAUUCUACUCUCCACGUCCAUCUGAGACUCGUAGCGCAUCGGAAAUCUGAACGAAUUGUCUCUUAGCGCCUGGCUUUGACUUUGGCUCUGGCUCUGGCUCUGGCUGUUUGCGAGUCGUCCUAAUGGCUGUGUCGAUGCCCCCUGGGGAUUGAAUUCCGAGUACUGUGGCAUCUCCUGGCUCUCCUGCGAUCCCAGCGAGUUCGAGCCGUCAAUAGAAGAUAGCGAUUUCGUCGGCGACGGGACUGGAUCUAGUCCUGGUAGUCGUGUUUCAUCGUCGACAUGGUUCUCCUCCUCCUGUUCCUCAUCGUCAGGCGCUGUCGCAUCCCAGUUGAUGAUAUCGUCCAUCGACCCGCCCGGGUGCUCCGCUUCGACCUGCGACGAUUCGAGAACGACCGCGCUCCUCUCCUCCUCGUCCACUACCCUAGCCGGCGUCUUCUCCUUCUGCUUACCUUUCAUCCGCUUUUUCGAAUCAGACGCAGCGAUCAGAUCGUCGAGGCGCGGAAAUACCUUGCGCGGCGGCGUGAAGAGAUCCGCAGGAUUCUUUAUCGAGGUGUGGACGCGCGAAACGGGUGGCGGGGAGGAGAGGGGAGAAGAGGGUUCGCUCGACACCGUCGUGCGGGCCUUCUUGGCUGGGCUCGAAGGCUCCGUCGUCGAUGGCGACCGCACCCGCUUGGCCGGCGCUCGGGGCACCGCCCUCACGAUGGGGGAGGAUUCCGGCGAAGGGGAUUUUCGCGCCUUCUUCGCGGGACUCAAAGGUGUCCGUGAAGGAGAUCGGGCUCGUUUGAGUGGGGACCCAUGCGGAGCCGGAGCCGGAGCCGGAGGAUCAGCCGGUGGUAGCGAGAGCGGUGACGACGAGGGAACCAGCUCCUGUUCGAGGAUUGGCUGCGCUUUGGGUGGUGGUGAUUUACCCUUGGGAAUAGCCCGCGGAGGCGUCCGAAGUGGAGAGGAAGACGGGACGAGUUCAAUGGAGGGCAACCUCGGGCGUACGCGAUUGAUAGUCAGUGGCGUUGAAGUUUCAAGAGCCGUCGGAAAUGAGGGCGGGAGAAAUUCCUAUUCCAGAUCAAUGUGAAUUCCGAAGUGUGCAAUGGUGAGGAACGCACAUCGGGUAGAUCGGUAAUUUUAGUAGUCUUCUCCUUUACAGGCAGAGCCUCUCCUCUCUUGGAAGGGGGACGGGACGGACCUGCCUCAGAACCCGGAUCCUUGCUGAGGGCAGAGCUCUUAGGCUUAACCCUGGGCGCUUCAACGGCAACUUCCUCCAAGAUCUCUGCCGGUAUGUCCUCGGCACUGACAUUCUUCUGCCAAUUCUCCACCCGUUCUAGCAACUGCGCCCUGAUCUUCUUCUGAUCCACUUUGACCCUUCCCCCACCGACAGCAUCCUGCUCCGUCUCCUCCUUGCGCCGUUCCCAUGCAUGCCACUCCUCGUCGGUCUUGGGCAGUUCGGGCCACCCCUCAUUCGGCUCCGGCGGCGGACGCGCCGUCGUGUCCGUGUUGAUGUAUCUGUACUUGCCCCUGCUCGUUCCCGUCUGCAACAGGUUCACAACGAGACCCCAUUUCCCACUCGCAGGGUUCCGGCCUGCGGCAUUCACGGCGUCGACGACCUGUUGUCGUAAAGUUUCGACGCGCUCGCGAGACGCGUCAUCCGUGCCGGUCUCUAGCACCCUCUGAUCUGGUACCUCCUCCAUUUCUUGAAGCGCGACGUGGGUGCUGAACAGACGCCGAAGGUAGGCGGAGGGUGGUUUCGAUGACGAUGCAGUUGCGGACUCGGAUGAUGUGGGAGUCCCGGUGAAGUUUGGGGUGUAGAAGGUCUUCAAUGGUUUCUUCGGCAUAUCACACGUAGAUCGCGAUGAAUGGAGUUUGUUAGAUAGAUACUUAAGCAGACAAAGGGCCUGAGGGUGACCCUGAACGAUCACGUGGUACUCUAAUUGACUCGAUCAAACUUCGACAUGUCACAUUGCAGUCAGGUUCAACGCGUCAGUCGCACCGCUCACAGUCACCGAUUCCUCUCUCAACCAGUAUAUCGUUCAUCAAAUCUCAAACAUGGGAGGUAGUGCUUUCAGCGUUCUCGACGUCGCCGCGUCUGCUGUGCCUCGGAUCCCCCCGGCCGUCUAUCAAGCCGUUAAAGCGCGUCUCGGCGCACGGCUCGAGACGCUUUAUGCUUUCAUAUCAACGCCCCACGAGGCUCCCGAAAAGAACGAUCACGGAGACCUCGACUUUCUCGCGUGCACCCCACUGGAUGAGAGCCUGUCCGUCUCGGAUCUCAGAGAGCGCACUUUGGCCCUGCUCGGUGCAGCGCUCUGCGUCCCAGGUGAUCCGACGAGUAACUUUGCUGUACCCAUCGGAAAGGGAGAGUGGAGUGAGUUUGGGGCGGAGGAUAAGGAAACCGAGGCUAGAUUGGCUGCCGAGGCAGACAAGCAAUCGCAGCUAUACUAUCAGGUCGAUGUGCAUGUCUGCAGAGAUAAAGCUGAAUUCGCUCGCGUCAACUUCUUCCACGGAUAUGGCGACUUGGGCAUGAUCCUGGGUCUCGUCGCCAAGAACAAGGGUCUGAAGCUGGGGGUGAAAGGGCUCGCAGUCCCGCAUAUUCCUCGGCCACCUUUCCUGCUCACAGAUUCGAUGGACGAGAUCAUGUCAUACAUGGGGCUAUCGAUGGAUCGGUGGCAACAAGGAUUCGCCACGAAAGAAGAGAUAUUCAGAUGGGUCAGCACCUCGACGUUCUUCGACCCGAAGCGUUUCCGUACCCAGGGCACGGGCAUCAAGAAAGUCAAGCCCGAGAG